AUGACCGAUACAGACACCGAAAUGAAGAUUGACCCGUCGCGCGCCCAGUCUCUCAUCUCGAGCAUCUCAACGGUGAGAGAGCGCAUCGCCAAGGUGGCAGGUGGCAGAGACGUCCGCCUCGUCGCCGUAUCCAAGCUCAAACCCGUCAACGAUAUUCUCGCCCUGCAUCAGGCCCCUUCGUCACCUCAAAGCCACUUUGGCGAGAAUUACGCCCAGGAACUCAGUCAGAAGGCUGAGCUUCUUCCCCGUUCUAUCAACUGGCACUUCAUCGGUGGACACUGCAAGUCCCUCGCCCGCAUCCCAAACCUCUUCAGCGUAUCCAGCGUCGACACGCUGAAAAAGGCGCGUCUGCUGAGCACGGCCCGCUCCUCCCUCCAGGCGUCCGACCCGUCCCUGCCCGACAUAGCGGUGCACGUCCAGGUCAACACGUCCGGCGAGGAUGCCAAGUCCGGCUGCGCCCCCGGCGCCGACGCCGUGGCCCUGUGCCGCGAGGUCCUCCAGUCCCUUCCGGGCUUGCGCCUCGCGGGGCUGAUGACCAUCGGGGCCAUCGCCCGGAGCAAGGCUGCCGACGAGAACGAGGACUUCGUCGCCCUUAGACGACAGAGGGAUCUGGUCGCCCGAGAGCUGGGGGUCGAGCCGGCCAGCCUGGAGCUGAGCAUGGGCAUGAGCGAGGAUUUCGAGGGUGCUAUCCGUCUCGGUAGCGAUGAGGUCAGGGUCGGUAGCUCCAUCUUCGGCCAGAGGCCUCUCAAGGCGGAUGCCAAGAUCAAGGAAUGA
Geosmithia morbida is the source of this 774-nucleotide messenger RNA. Its product is annotated as PLP dependent protein. The coding region runs from base 1 to 774 and encodes 257 amino acids. Gene Ontology annotation, cellular component: intracellular anatomical structure. The record is from RefSeq and is a predicted model, not a curated record. The transcript has 3 exons. Lineage: Eukaryota; Fungi; Ascomycota; Sordariomycetes; Hypocreales; Bionectriaceae. Gene Ontology annotation, molecular function: pyridoxal phosphate binding.